This is a messenger RNA of Baudoinia panamericana UAMH 10762, 4492 nucleotides long. RefSeq lists its product as uncharacterized. The coding region runs from base 237 to 4190 and encodes 1317 amino acids. The transcript has a single exon. Lineage: Eukaryota; Fungi; Ascomycota; Dothideomycetes; Mycosphaerellales; Teratosphaeriaceae. The record is from RefSeq and is a predicted model, not a curated record.
CGAGCAACGUUCGCUCGUGCUGCAUGAGUGAUGCGCCGCGGAGGCGGGAGCAACAGACAAACUCGUCUCGAGAGCGAAGGAGCUGUUCAAGUUAUGCUAUACUAAGCAGCCGGCGAUGCGACAAAUGCCGGCGCGGAGGCGAAUACCUACCGACCGGCACCUUUCGAUAUCAUCAGUCUGCGCGCGAACAAUAGAGCAGACCCGGUCUGUCCUAGACAGGCGCAUAACCGUUGAAGAUGCCAGCGACACGGCCGCGGGCCUCGUUCGAGCCCAUAUCACCACUCUUCGACCUUCACCAACUGGUCGAGCAGACGCCGAACUUCAGUUUCGUGGACCGUAUCUCUUGCGACAUGAUUGACCAGCAGGGUCUUGCUGCCUUCGAGAAACUUGUCAUGCUUCAUGUCGUAGUCGGCGGAAAACCUCUGGUCAUUGACGGUUACGAUGAUCGCUUGGAUCCAUGGACGUUCUCGCCGAGAUGGCUGCGCGACAAUUGCGGCGAGAAGGUAGAGAAUGCACGUGUUCUGAGCUCUCAGCAGAACCUGCCGCUGACUAUGGCUCACUACCUGAACAACAUGAGCCUGCUUACAAACCAAUUCUUCGAACGGGAAGGCGCAUACCGAGACAAGAACAAGCAGCGAGUCUACCUGAAAGAUAUCGAUUGCCCAGGAGUGUGGCAGGACAAGCUAAAGGAGCAGAUACCGAGUCUGUUGUUUUACCUCAACGACACUACUGGUGAGGUCGCGGGACCCGGUGCGCUUGCCGAUGCGACAGGCAAGCUUGGAAAGGGUAUCGCAAGAGCCGGAGAUUUGAUGAGCUCGCUUCCGCCCGACAUGCGAGCCGAGAACUUGAUGUGCUACAUUGGUCAUGAGGGUACAUACACCCCUGCGCACCGUGAGAUGUGUGCCUCGCUUGGUCACAACAUCAUGGUCGAAGCUUCAGGUACGGUCUCGGAAGACGGCAAGGCGGAGAAGCCAGGCUCCUCUAUCUGGUUCCUGACGGAAUCAAAAGAGCGUCACGUGGUGUCCGAAUAUUGGUUGAGUGUACUCGGUCACGACAUUGAAGUGGAGAACCAUUUCGCACAGGUUGUGGCUUGGAAGAAAGCGCCAUUCAAUGUGCAUGUCGUUGAGCAGAAGCCGGGUGACUUCAUCCUGAUACCACCACUUGCGCCACAUCAGGUCUGGAAUCGGGGCACGCGAACGAUGAAGGUUGCUUGGAAUCGAACGACUGCCGAGACACUUGAGAUGGCGCUUGGCGAAGCCCUUCCACGCAGCCGCAUCGUCUGUCGCGACGAGCAAUACAAGAACAAAGCUAUUGUCUACUAUACGCUUCAAAAAUAUAGCGGCCUGCUCCAGCUUGUGCAACAACAGACUGUGCGCAUGCUGACGGAGCAAGUGCAACAGCUCCUGUACUCCGACAAGAUAAAGCAGUUGCGCAAGGACUUCAAGAAGCUGUUCAACCUGUACAAGCAAAUACUUUUAUCCGAGAUGUUCCGACCUGAUGAUCGUGACGCGCCACGAAACAUAGAGUACCUACCCUUUGACAGCAACGUAACUUGCGCAUAUUGUCGCGGCAACAUCUUCAAUCGUUUCUUGAGCUGCUCAUCAUGUAAGGAUUUGCUGGGUCACGAUGCUGAUGGAGGCGACGGCGACCCGUAUGAUGUUUGUAUGGACUGCUAUGCGAUGGGCAGGUCGUGCGCUUGCUUAAGCAACUUCAAGUGGGUCGAGCAAUUCAAGUGGAAGGAGCUACAAGCGAAGUACGAGGGAUGGCGGAAACUAAUUAUUGCGCUUGACGGAGGACAAAUCACUGACAAGACGCCCUUGACACUCGUGGAGGAGCGGAAGCGGUAUGGCAGAAAAACGCUGGCGGAAGUGUGUAAGGAGCAACUCAAGCGCCGUCCGUGGAAGGAUGUGCACAAGCCGAAAGAUGAGCCGAAGGAGGACGAGAGCGAAGAAGAAGAGAUCGUGGUUGGUGACGACGGGACUGUAAAGAAGAUCACGAAGAAGAUGUCGAAGACCUUCCUCAAGAACAACCUACCCUGCCAUGUCUGCUGCAAGAGACACCCAAUCUGGAAAAUGGCAUUCUGCACGACGUGCGACAAAGGCUGGUGUUACGGGAGCUUGUUCCGUGGCUGGGACAAGAUGCCGAUGGAUAUUAUGGAGGACCCAGACUGGCAGUGUCCGCAUUGUCUUGCUAUCUGCUUUGCUGGUAACUGCAGAAGGGAAGGCAAAAUGCAGCCGUAUGAGCCUAAAGGCACGCUACUUGGCCACGACACGCGGAAGGUGGCGGAUGCUCGUAGCAUUGAAGCGUUGGUCGACUUCAGCAUUAGCAAUCUGAACUGGCUGAAGGACGAUGACGCUGUGGAUCGAACUCAGUCCAAUCGGGUGAAGCGCGCAAAGGCUGAAGCACAGAAAGCCAAGGAGAGCGACCCGGCGCUGGAUGAGGAUGAGGGCGUUGAGCAAACCCAGGUUGACUAUGAAUAUUCGCCGCAUGGUCAUGUGUUGAUUGACCCAGAGCUCGAUCAUGAUGGCAACCCUACGAACGGGCGGCAUCACGACGAGGACGAGGAAGCCUACCUUAUGCGCAGGCUUCAGCAAGCAAAUUCUGCCCUUCCGCCACCGGCAGCCAUGGUCGCUGGAACUCCAGCUACUGACGUGGCGGAUGGGUAUGUACCCGUCGCCCCUCCAGCCACCAUGUACCCUCAACCUGAUGCGGGCACUUCGUACUCGUACCCAGGGCAUGCGGAAGUGAGUAGUGUAGCCGCUGCAUAUAGUGACAACGAGAUCGGUGGUCUCCGACCGUUUAACAAACGCCGGCGACUAGACAAUGAGGACGAGGAUUACGAUGACAUUAACAUGCAGAAGCAUCCAAAAACGAAGAAGCCGCGCAUGUCGGCAGCCGGCUUUAAAUCUGCAGAUCUGGCUGACGAGACCGCAGCGUCGAGAGCCAAGACCGGGACACAAAGACAAUUUCAAAAGGAGAAGGAGCGGAAGGCUCUGGACAAAGCCAAGGGUGAAGGUCGCUUCAUUAUGCUUCAAGCUGCGCUACGCGGCAAGAAGCGUAUCGUGAGGCUCAAAGUCCCAGGUCCUCGCCUUGCUGAGGCCCUCGCACGCGAGGCGGUCAGAGCGGCCCAGAACGUUAGCGAAGAGGCAGACGCCGAGCAUGAGGUCGAAGAAGGCGCGGCGCAGGAGCGGAACGACUUGGAUGAUGCAAAUGCACUCUUGAAGAGCGAUGUGGCUCCCAAGAAGCGCCAUGAUCCGAAGCAGUACCACCGGAUGCGGGAGGAGGAAGGGUAUGUCGUAACAGGCAAUACCAGGAAAGCAAUGGUGCCAGUGGAGAAGGACGACAACUACGGAUUUGUGCCCCGAGAGAGGCUGCCUUGUGGCAAGCGAGUCGCCGUCUCCGAAAGGAAACGCAAGUCAAGGCAGAGUAUGAGAACGUACGAGGAGGUGGACAUCGGCUCAGACGGCGAGGCGGAAGAUGGCGAGUUUGCAACUACUUACCCGCCUGCCGCUACACGUGAAAGACGUGCUCUGCCAAGCUAUUUGCAGAACCGGCAUGCAGACGAAGAUAACCUCCCGGCCAAGCUGCCCCAUGACCGCAAGGACGGAAGAAGUCGUCCACGCGGACGCCCGAGCGUGACGCUGGUGCCAAACGACGAUGCUCUAGGUCAUGCACCACCGAAGCUGCCAGGUGAGCGACCGCCUAACAAGCUGCUGCGCAUGGGUUCUGUCACAGGCGACUUCCGUGCCAUGAUCGAGGCUCCGGACGAGGAUGAAGCGAACAAUAUGCGCGACGCUGCCGCAGAUGGAUCUUCGAUGGGCAAUGUUGACGCGUACGCGGUUAAUCGCGGGGCCAUUGCCAACACACCCAAGCAGCCACCAGCGGCGGCAUCCCGUCUAACCAGCAGUGCUAGGCCGCGUGGCAGACCAACUACGAAGCAAGCACCAACGGCUGUCCCAGCGCAGCGGUUACGCGAAGAGCAAAACCGGUUAGCCAAGCUUCACGCGCUUGAGCUUGUUACCGGGCAGCUUGGCAGCGGAGGGCCUGGAAGCACUGGUGUGAGUGGUGGAACGAAUGGCUACGCAGCGAACCCUGUCAAUAUGGCAGACGUGCUGUCUGACGAUGACGACGAAGACGACAAUGGCGUUGACAGUGUGCCCGCGAGAGGGCCAGCUGCAAUGCAGGUAUAAGCCGGGCCUAACAUAAUCACCUCGAUCAAGGCCUUGCAAACUGACCUUUUGGAACUGGUCGGGUAUACAGUAUGCAUGCUGGCAGGCUGACCGCAGAAGGACUUCAGAGCUGUUCCAUGACGUGUACAUGACGAGGAGGUGGUAGUAAGCUGCAGUACUUUUAGCAGGGCGUUCAGUAAUUCACCCGGGGCGGUUGUAAAGUGUAGGAGGAUAGCUCCCUCAGCGUGCUAAUGGCACGUUUUUGUGAGCCGUUAACUCUGUUUCUUGUAACUACCAAACACCGACCUUGCUCCCCACCCGGU